Molecule: messenger RNA, 1368 nt
Organism: Danaus plexippus (monarch butterfly)
Lineage: Eukaryota; Metazoa; Arthropoda; Insecta; Lepidoptera; Nymphalidae
Product: purine nucleoside phosphorylase-like
Exons: 6
Coding region: 149-1123 (324 amino acids)
Biological process (GO): nucleoside metabolic process
Cellular component (GO): cytoplasm
Molecular function (GO): purine-nucleoside phosphorylase activity
Source: RefSeq, a predicted model, not a curated record
UUCGCUUAUAACUUACAUGGCCUUACUCGAACUAGUUUAUAUAAAACUGUCCGAGAGAAUAAGAUAUCGCAUUUGACGUUACGUUAUCGACCAUAACAGGCCGAUCGAUUAUAACUUAUCGAAAAAUCUGAAUAAUAUUUGUGUAGUGAUGGCUCCAGUGAACGCUGAUGUUGUUAAUGGUAGCAAGGUGACUUCACCGGUCAAGAAAACACUACCCGAAGUUGAAGACAGCAAUACAAAAAGAUAUUCAUACGAAAUGCUUGUGGAGACAGCCAACUUCCUCCUAUCCAAAACGGAUGUGCGUCCCAUCAUUGGGGUUAUUUGCGGAUCUGGGAUGGGUUCGUAUUGGAACGAGGGUUCACUGGCUGAGAACAUCGCGCAACCUGAAUGUAUCGCUUAUGAAGACAUACCAAAUUUUCCUAUCAGCACGGUUGAAGGUCAUCACGGAAAACUAGUUUUUGGGUAUAUAGGUGAAGUUCCGGUUGUUGCUAUGCAGGGCAGAUUCCACUAUUACGAAGGAUACCCCCUUUGGAAGUGUUGUUUGCCAGUACGAGUUAUGAAACUCCUUGGAGUAAAAGCUCUGAUUGCGACGAAUGCAGCGGGAGGUCUGAAUCCAAAUUACAAAAUUGGGGAUGUGAUGAUUGUGAGAGAUCAUAUUAAUAUGAUGGGUUUUGCUGGAAAUAACCCUUUACAUGGACCUAACGAUGAACGCUUCGGUCCACGAUUCCCACCAAUGAACAAAGCCUAUAAUUAUGAGUUCAGAAAAGUUGCUAAAGAGGUGGCUAAAGAAUUAAAUAUCGAUAACAUAGUAAGGGAAGGUGUGUACACAUGUUUAGGAGGACCGAAUUUUGAAACUGUAGCAGAAUUAAACAUGUUGAAAAUGCUUGGGGUGGAUGCGGUUGGGAUGUCUACUGUUCAUGAGGUCAUAACAGCAAGACACUGCGACAUGAGCGUCUUCGCUCUGUCUUUAAUAACGAAUGAGUGUGUUACAAGCUACGAUCAUGAUGCUGAAGCUAAUCACGAGGAAGUUUUGGACGUUGGACGUAUGCGCCAGGGCAUACUUAGGGACUACGUAUCGAAACUAGUAAACAGAUUCGUAAAAUAUUUACCUCAAAACCCUUGAAUCCGUUUUGAAAGUGACCUUGAGAACUAUUUUGACAUUAACUCACUAUUUUAAGGAAUAUGUGAUUUCAAUAUUUUUAUGUUAGAAUCUAAUAUUGAUUUACUUUAUAAGGAUAAACGAUUUUCUUGUGCUGUUUAAGUUAUUUUAAUAAUGAUUAAGUUAUAGAAACUCGAAGAGAUGUUAGUUUUGAUAAGCUGUAAUAAUUUGUAAUACAGGUAAUAAAUGAUACGAUUAUAAUUUCUCUA